AUGAAUGAAGCCUAUUAUGGUAUAGAAAAAUUUAUUCCGCUUGAUGGAUUCAGUCGAAACGAAGAAUUCUAUGAGCAAGAUGAUACAAUUUUUAUCAAAGUAGAAGUUGACUUUUUUAGUGAACCAUUAGGACACAAAAAAGAAAAGAAACUAUUUCUUGUUUGCAUCGAUAAAAGACAUACUGUAAACGAGAAAAAUCUUCUCUGUGACAAUUUAAACUCUGAUGCUUUCAAACUAUUAAAUCUAUUUGGCGACAUGUCAGAAGCAAUGUUGAUGUUUUCAAGUGAAGCUGAUAAAUUAAGAAACAAAAUGGCGCACAGACGCUCGCUGGAUAGUUCAGGUUUAAUGCUGAUUCGAAAAUUGACAUCUCAUUCUCUAUCGGACGGAGACAUCGUACCUGAUGUACCAAUUAAUCUAGAAGGUUAUCGUGGUAAAGUUGGUCGAAUUUUCUCGUUUGCAGUCACAGGCAAUACAGAUGGUCCUAUAUGGGGUACGGAUAUUUAUACGGACGAUUCGAACAUCGCUACGGCUGCCGUACAUGCUGGAAUUAUUGAUAUAGGCGAAACCAAGGUGGUCGAUAUUAAGGUCUUUCCGGGGCAACAGGCCUAUUUUGGUAGUACUAGACAAGGUAUAACAUCUUUGUCGUACGGUAAAUGGAGUGGAAGUUUUUUCUUUACUAAAAAGCCACUUAACUUUGAUAUGACAAUACCAAAUAUCCAAAUGUUUCGGGAUAAGGUCGGACAGAUUUUUUCGUUCAAGAUCACAGGCAAUGACGAAGGACUUGUGUGGGGCACACAUAUUUAUACAGAUAAUUCAAAUCUCGCUACUGCUGCUGUACAUGCUGGACUCGUCACUAAGGGUGAAAAAAAAGUGGUUCAUAUUCAUAUCCUACCCGGUCAAUUUAAUUACCAUGGAACGACACAAAAUGGCAUUUCUUCCUUGUCCUACAACACGUGGGAAGGCAGUUAUGCAUUUUGUUCCAAACCACAACAAUAA
Adineta ricciae is the source of this 996-nucleotide messenger RNA. Lineage: Eukaryota; Metazoa; Rotifera; Eurotatoria; Adinetida; Adinetidae. The record is from the annotation of a GenBank genome assembly.